AUGCAGGUGCUUGCUUUGGUCCCGGUCAGCCAGUUCCUGGGCUCCCUGUACGGGGCUCAUCCGGGCCUCUGCAAUGUACUGAUUGACACAGUCUUCUCCCUAGCGGCGGCGCUCUUUGCAUUCGUCAUCCUGCCCGCUGGAGACUUCAUCAUCGGACAGGAGCCCCCUGAAGCGGACCCAAAGACUGGUGCAAUGGAGAAUGAGGGAGCGUACAGGGCAGUGCUGUACACUUGUGUGGCCGCGCACUGGAUCACUCUGCUUACCGCUGUGGCAGUCGUAGGCACCACGCACAUCAACCCCCUUCCCCUGAUUGGGCUGGCGUUCAGCCUGGGGUGCGAGGGGGGCCUGCUGUUCACGGUGGCACAUGAGCUGCUGCACAGCCUGCGGCCCCUGGACAAGGCGCUGUCAAACCUGCUGCUCUGCUCCGUCGGCUACAUGCACUGGACCUACAGCCACCUCGCCCACCACCGCAACGUGGCGACACUGAAGGACCCUGCGUCUGCGCGGCUGGGCGAGUCGCUAUACACGUUCAUGCCUCGCAGCGUGGUGGGCAAUCUGCGCGACGGCGUUGUCAUGGAGAGGGAGCGCCUCCGCGCGCGCAGCAUCCCCUUCCUCUCCCUCCAAAACAGGCGCGCACCGCAGUUGCUGAUGCUGUGGUGGGUGGGUGUGCCGGCGGGGUUACUAACAGCGGUGGGGGCGCUGUUUGGGCCUCUUGCCGUGGGUCUGGGAGUGGCACAAGCGCUGACGGCCAUCUUCAUCCUGGAGGACGUCAACUACAUCGAGCACUACGGCCUUCAGCGCUCCCUCACCCGCUCCGGCCGGUUGGAGCGGACGACCGCAAAGCACUCGUGGAACGGCAAUUGGCUGGUGACGAACAGCGUCAUCUUCCGCCUUCAGCGCCACUCCGACCACCACGCCCACGCCUCCCGCCCCUACCAGGCGCUGCAAAACAUCCCAGAGGCGCCGCAGCUUCCCGCCAGCUACCCGGUCAUGAUGAUUUUGGCGCUGUGCCCACCCCUUUUCAGCCACAUCAUGGACCCCCGUGCUAUGGCCUACUCAGGCAAGACCGUGAACAAGUGA
This is a messenger RNA of Coccomyxa subellipsoidea C-169, 1080 nucleotides long. RefSeq lists its product as hypothetical. Gene Ontology annotation, biological process: lipid metabolic process. The record is from RefSeq and is a predicted model, not a curated record. Lineage: Eukaryota; Viridiplantae; Chlorophyta; Trebouxiophyceae; Coccomyxaceae. Bases 1 to 1080 code for a protein of 359 amino acids. The transcript is spliced from 7 exons. Gene Ontology annotation, molecular function: oxidoreductase activity.